Molecule: messenger RNA, 1567 nt
Organism: Phlebotomus argentipes
Lineage: Eukaryota; Metazoa; Arthropoda; Insecta; Diptera; Psychodidae
Product: MAGE-like protein 2
Exons: 5
Coding region: 1-1296 (431 amino acids)
Source: RefSeq, a predicted model, not a curated record
AUGGUGCAGAGGCUACACGGAGUCCGUCUCGCGGACUGUAUUCUGCAGCUCAAGCGUGGCCAAUUGUCCCUCAUCAGCUCCACUCAAUAUUGUAUCUGUGCCCUCCUCCUGGUGGCCACGGUGCGCGCCGGAGAGACGGAGGACAAGAAGGCGACCAAGAAGGCCGAACCCCUUGAGAAGAAGCUCGACAAGCGUGGUCUUCUCAAUCUGGGCUACGGCUACGGAAUCAAUGGGCUAGACCUGGGAUACCUGGGCAGUGGCCAUGGAUUCGGUGGCGCCUACCACAGUGGAUUCGCCCACGGAGGCUACUCCUCCUACGAUCACAGCGGCUACGGCCACGGAUACCUUCUGGGAGGACACACAGAUGUUACCAAGACCGUAACUCUCGUCAAGGGUGUCCCAGUGCCACAUGUUGUGGAGAAGCACGUCCCAGUUGUGCACGAGAAGCACGUGCCCUACCCCGUUAAGGUGCCAGUGCCCCAGCCCUAUGAAGUGGUGAAGCACGUCCCAGUUCACGUUAAGGAGUACGUCAAGGUGCCAGUUCACGUGCCCCAGCCCUACCCAGUGGAGAAGAAGGUGCCCUACCCCGUGCACGUUCCAGUCGAUCGUCCUUACCCCGUGAAGGUGCUCGUGCCUCAGCCCUACGCCGUGGAGAAGCACGUCCCAGUGCCCGUGAAGGUGCCCGUUCCACAGCCCUACGAGGUCGUGAAGCACGUGCCCUACCCCGUGAAAGUUGAGGUGCCAGUGCCGCAGCCCUACCCCGUUGAGAGGAAGGUCGCCGUGCCCGUGAAAGUGCCCGUUGAUCGCCCAUACCCCGUUCAUGUGCCCCAGCCCUACCCCGUGCACGUGGAGAAGCCCGUGCCGUACGUGGUGGAGAAGCCUGCCCCAUACCCCGUGCACGUGCCCGUCGAUCGCCCAGUGCCCGUUGUGCACGAGAAGCACGUGCCGGUACCCGUGAAGGUGCCCGUGCCACAGCCCUACCCCGUGGAGAAGCACGUGCCCUACCUGGUGGAGAAGCCCUACCCCGUGCCAGUGAAGGUGCCCGUCGACCGUCCAGUGCCCGUCGUUCACGAGAAGCACGUGCCAGUCGUGCACGAGAAGCCCGUUCCUGUGCCAGUGAAGGUGCCCGUGCACGUGCACACAGACGUUCACCAUGUUCAUGACGUUCACCACCUUCAUGAUGCCCACCACGAUCUCCACCACGAUUUCCACCACGAUGUGCAUCAUCACGAUCUGCACGAUGGCAGCUACACCAGCUUCAGCGGCCUGGGCGGAGAGUACUCCUACCACCACUAAGCCACCAAAAGCCACCCCUUUCGAAAUUGCCAGAGACGCGAAAGAUGUCUUCUUCCAAACGCUCAACUUAACCCCCACCAAGAAGUUCUCUUUCUCGACCUCUUCCCACAAAAUGAAAUUCCCGGACUCUUCACAUCCUCACAGCCUCUCGGUCCUCCUGUCUCCCACCCUCUCCGAUCUUGUGUAUAAUUUAUAUAUUUGUGUACCUAUAUAGUGUUUUUUUACCAUUAAAUUGUGUAUAAAAAAGAGAUGUAUAUGAAAUAAAAGUUGA